Rhododendron vialii is the source of this 1517-nucleotide messenger RNA. RefSeq names its product cinnamoyl-CoA reductase-like SNL6. The transcript has 5 exons. Bases 219 to 1148 code for a protein of 309 amino acids. NCBI's taxonomy places the organism in Eukaryota, Viridiplantae, Streptophyta, Magnoliopsida, Ericales, Ericaceae. Gene Ontology annotation, molecular function: 3-beta-hydroxy-Delta5-steroid dehydrogenase (NAD+) activity. The record is from RefSeq and is a predicted model, not a curated record. Gene Ontology annotation, biological process: steroid biosynthetic process.
AUUGAACCCUCUCUCUCUCUCUCUCUCUCUCUCUCUCUCUCUCUCUCUCACCUUUGCUAGCUAACAACCACUUCCCAACCAGCUACUCACCACGCCCUUUGAAUGCUAGCUCGAUAUCUCCAUGCACUCUCUCUUUCCGUUUUAAACUCACAACCUCACAAUUCAAAAUUCAGUCCCUCUCUCUCUCUCUCUCUAAAGAUCUAAAUUAUCUCUGAUCGAUGGCGCCAGCUGCUCUCCAACGCGAGUCCAGAACAGUAUGUGUAAUGGAAGCCUCAAGCUGCUUAGGCACCACCCUCGUCGAGCGUCUACUCCAUAGAGGCUAUACUGUCCAUGCAACCGUCCAGAACCACAGUGAAAAUCAAUCGCUGAAUACACUUAGUAGUGGCAACAAGGAAUUGAAGAUUUUCAAAUCGGACCCAUUUGAUUACCAAAGCGUAAUUGAGGCUUUAAAGGGGUGUUCUGGUCUGUUUUACACGUUCGAGCCUCCUCAAGACCAACCCACCUACGAUGAAUUAAUGGCAGAGUUGGAGGUUAGAGUUGCCCACAACGUACUGGAAGCGUGUGCUCAAACCGACACCAUAGACAAAGUGGUCUUUACAUCCUCGGCAACAGCUGUUAUUUGGAGGGGUAUUGAUGAUCCUAAUAAUACUAAUAAAUCUUCGUUGUCUGAUUUGGACGAGAGGGAUUGGUCUGACAUCACCUUCUGUCGUAAUUUCAAGUUAUGGCAUGCCAUGUCCAAGACGCUAGCAGAGAAGACAGCCUGGGCAUUGGCAAUGGACAGAGGGAUAAAUAUGGUGUGUAUCAAUGCGGGAUUGCUUCUGGGUCUCGAUCUCUCGAUCACCAACCCUUACUUGAAAGGAGCGGCUGAGAUGUACGAAGACGGCGUGUUUGUCACCGCCGAUCUGAAUUUCUUGGUGGAUGCCCACAUCUGCGUCUUUGAAGACGUCUCAUCAUACGGUCGAUACUUGUGCUUCAACCACGUGAUCAAUCGCACCGAAGACGCCAUCAAGCUCGCCCGAUUGUUGUCACCCGUGUCUCCACAACCUCCGACUUUUGACCAGGAUAUGAGGAUAAUCCAGCAGAGGAUAAGCAACAAGAAAUUGAACAAAUUAAUGGUUGACUUCGAGAGUGGAGCCCAGGUGGAGUGAUCCACAUCCGUGAUCUCUACUCAUGUUACAUGGACCUCAAGUGUAAACACAACUCCAGCUGUUUUCGUCUUAGUAAAAUGCCCAAAAUUCGGAAAAUAGGAUCUCGUGGGAAGAAAACUUAACCAGUGCAGGCUCUUGGGGCAAUCUUCGUAAGGGGCUCCGUUAUGCAUUCGAUUUCGUCACUUGUUUGAAUUUUCACGUGCUUGAAGAUUUUGGGGUGAACAUUGCUUAAGUAUUCGGACAGAAUCGUCUUGUUUUGGUAAUCUUAAAUUGUUGUGCAAAGUAGUAUUUCUUUUGCUAUUCGCCAUUGUCGAAUUGUACACUAAUAUUUAUAAUUUCCAAGGCUUGGACCCAUGCAUUUUUGAGUAA